Messenger RNA from Dichotomopilus funicola, 363 nucleotides. RefSeq lists its product as uncharacterized. Lineage: Eukaryota; Fungi; Ascomycota; Sordariomycetes; Sordariales; Chaetomiaceae. The record is from RefSeq and is a predicted model, not a curated record. The transcript has 3 exons. The coding region runs from base 1 to 363 and encodes 120 amino acids.
AUGCGUCUCACUCUCUCGGCGACUCUCGCAGUAACCUUGCUUGCCCAGAUCAGCAAGGCAAACUGGCUCGUCGACUUCUACGAGAAAGGCUGUCCUGCGCCCGACGGAUCGAACGACGAGAACCUGGACAUUAUCUGGGGCACGGCCGGCCAGCCUGGCCAAGAGCUUUGGUGUAUCGCCGUCGCUGGCGGUCGUACAGCAAUUGUCCGGGGCAUCGAAACCGAUGGAAUGAAGGUGGAUAUAUUUUCGGAACGGGGGUGCGAUCAUACCAAGUACAUUGAGACGUGGACUGAGGACGGCUGUUAUGCGGUCCACGAGGGUGUCGAUGUUCAAGCUGUGAGAGUUCUGCCCAAGGGAUCGUGA